This is a messenger RNA of Owenia fusiformis, 408 nucleotides long. NCBI's taxonomy places the organism in Eukaryota, Metazoa, Annelida, Polychaeta, Sabellida, Oweniidae. The record is from the annotation of a GenBank genome assembly.
CUGAAAGUCAAAGUCCGUGACCUUGAACAGGAAAUAAAAACAACAUUGACCGUUUUCUUGGACUCUGAUGUCCCCCGUGGUAAUUGGAGGGAAAUAGCAGCACAACAUGAUUUGAACUCUGAUGAAAUAGCACACAUAGCUACUGGAUAUCCCGGGAAAUAUAGCUUUUUCCAGACACUACUAGACCACCAAAACUUACAAAAUUAUACAGUUGGAGAAUUGAUAAAUGACUUGAUAGUGAUCAAUAGACCAGAUGUUAUAAACAUGCUCACGAAUCACCUCAAUAAUGGUUCAAGUAUGUGGAAUCUCAGAGGCCAAUCCAAUCGCAUAGGCCAAUCCAAUCGCAUAGGCCAAUCCAAGCAUAGGAAUAACUUUGUACCCUACAGUCGUUAUCCAGUGCCCCAUUGA